Molecule: messenger RNA, 1210 nt
Organism: Harpegnathos saltator (Jerdon's jumping ant)
Lineage: Eukaryota; Metazoa; Arthropoda; Insecta; Hymenoptera; Formicidae
Gene: Pex16
Product: peroxisomal biogenesis factor 16
Exons: 6
Coding region: 119-1138 (339 amino acids)
Biological process (GO): peroxisome organization
Cellular component (GO): peroxisomal membrane
Source: RefSeq, a predicted model, not a curated record
GAAAAGGAAUAACUAUAACCAACAAAAGUAUAAGGGUUCUUCUCUCUGUGAUGUCAUGAUAAGAAUUGAGUACGUUCACUGUGACACUUGAAAUAAAGUUUAAAAUAAUUGUAGCACAAUGGCAAAUUCCCUCAAAGUCAAGAUUGACAAACUAUUUGCGGCUUAUAAGAAGCGGAUUGUAGAAAAUCCUCAGCUGGUAUCGGAAGUUGAGGUUGCAAUCAAAUGGUUGUCUUACUUCAGUGUUGGACAUUUCAACAAUUCAAAUUUGGCUUUGGAAAUAAUUUAUUCCAUGCCAAACUUGAUUAUGUUAUCUAAUGAUAUGCUUAUGUAUCAUAGUAAUAACUUGCACCCAAAGAUACCACAGUAUGAAUCAAAAAUUAAAAUUUUGUUAACUGUAUUGGAAUAUACACAGACACUGCUAGAGGCAACAGGCAAGAAGUUGGGGGGAGAAAUAGGCAGGUGGUUAAUUAUUGCAGUUGUACAGUUUACCAAAACACUAUUGCGGCUUUUAUUGAUUUAUGUAUGUAAAGAACGUAUAACAAAGAAUCCUUCAGUACCACCACUUAACAGGAAAUUCUUUAAUAAAGCUACUGGUAACUUACAAUUGAAAGAAGGAUUUAAAUUAAAAAGAUCUGGUGUUGUUGUUAGAGCUAUAAAAUAUGCGGAACCUAUACAGUUACGGACUUGGAAAGCUCUACCUUGUGAUGCAGAUGAAAAUCAAAAUCUUAGUAAAAAUCAGUGGUCUGAUAUAAGUCUCAAGUUGGCUGAGAGUCUUUAUGUAAUGAAGCCAUUGAUUUAUCUUGGAUGUAUAUCUGCUACCAGUCAACAGCACUGGCAACCGUGGAUGUUAUCGCUUCUUGUUGAUAUAACUAGUUUAUACACUUUUUCUCACUGUUCUCGGAAUACAGUGUUAAGCAAAGAGGAGAAUAUAGAACUGAUAAGUCGAAAGAUAAAUUUGCUGCUGUAUAUUUUAAAGUCGCCAUUUUAUGAGAAAUAUGGCCGUGCUAAAAUAAACAUAUUGCUUGAUAGGAUAUCUGCCUCUGUGCCUCUUACUAAUUUAUUGAUGAAUUCUCUUAAGAGAAACUUAGAAUAUAUUAACAAAAUAAAUUAUGUGAAGGGUAUAAGUAAGAAACAAUGACUUCUCCUCUCAUGCGGCACGUUGCUCCUUCCUGUCAACUUGUUAAUCAACAUCACAUUCAGAAUUUCUGCG